GUCAGCAGGAUACUGUACAGCUUUGCCACAGCCUUUAGGCGGUCCGCCAAGAAGACGCUCCUCUCGGGCUUGGCUCCGCCCCUGACGCCAGACAGCGACGUCUUCACCUUCACCGUCAGUCUAGAGAUCAAGGAGGAUGAUGGGAAAGGGACCUUUAGCGCUGUGGCAAAAGACAAAGACAAGAACAGCUUUAAGCUGCGUCCUGGUAUGGACAAGAAGGUCUUCAUCUACGUACAGCAGACGUCCAAUAAGGAGCUGUCUAUAGAGAGGUGCUUUGGCCUACUGCUGAGCCCAGGGAAGAACGUGAAGAACAGUGACAUGCACCUGCUAGACCUGGAGUCGAUGGGGAAGUCAUCCGAUGGAAAGUCCUACAUCAUCACAGGGAGCUGGAAUCCCAACACGCCUCAGUUCCAGGCUGUCAACGAGGAGACAGCCAAAGAUACGUUUAUCUACAUGACGACGGCGGUGGACCUGGUGAUCACUGAGGUGGAGGAGCCGGUUCGUUUCCUGCUGGAGACCAGGGUCAGAGUCUGCUCCCCCAACGAGAGGCUCUUCUGGCCAUUCAGCAAACGCAGCUACACAGAGACUUUCUACCUGAAACUUAGACAGAUGGAACGUAAGAGGAACAAGGACACCCUGUACGAGGUGCUGAGCCUGGAGAGCGAGUUAGAGAGGAGAGGAAGAAGAACGACAGCCAGCCCCAACAUCCUGCAGUCUGCCUCCCAAGGAUCCAUGGUGCCAUCGCCCUGA
Oncorhynchus gorbuscha (pink salmon) is the source of this 750-nucleotide messenger RNA. RefSeq names its product rab GTPase-activating protein 1-like. NCBI's taxonomy places the organism in Eukaryota, Metazoa, Chordata, Actinopteri, Salmoniformes, Salmonidae. The transcript is spliced from 5 exons. The annotation marks the transcript as partial. The record is from RefSeq and is a predicted model, not a curated record.